Molecule: messenger RNA, 1631 nt
Organism: Rubroshorea leprosula
Lineage: Eukaryota; Viridiplantae; Streptophyta; Magnoliopsida; Malvales; Dipterocarpaceae
Source: the annotation of a GenBank genome assembly
CGUGUUGCUAUGUAGCACCAGUAUCAAAUCCCUAAACCGGGAACUGAUUUCAUCUGGUGACUUAAGAACUUUUCCCCUUUCUAGUUUUAAGAUGGAUUUAAAGGGUUUUUUCAAAAGAACAUCCUAAAAUCGAAUCUGCUCCCCUCCUCCAGUCCCUACCUCUUCCUUUGAGACCAUGAAUGGAAAAUCCAGAACUUGUCCCUGAUUUUCAAGGCAAAAAUACAAGAUUUCUUUAAGCAAAGAAAAGGGAAACCAAUCAAAAUUCAGAGAACUUGACCCCUCUCUGAUCUUUCCCAUCAUCUUUAAUCCUUGAUUGCCUCUGCAAUGUUGGGUAGGAUUGUGAAAGUGAGGUGAAGAAGAAACCCAUGCUAUGGGUAAAGGGGAAGAGAGAAGGAGAUGAGAGAGAAACGUUAAUUGCUGUUUGUAUUCGUUUUUUGGUUUUAUGGAGCGAGUGGUGAAGGGCAAUUGUCCUUAGCAUUGCUCUUUUGGCUAAAUCCAUACUUCAAUUCUUUCCAUCGCAGCUGAUACUUGAAAGCUUUGAAUGGAUCGCCUCUAGUUCCAGGCAGGUGCUUUUCUGAAGCUUUGAAUCGAUUUUCCUGUUUUCUGAAUGUUGUAUUGUGUUUUUGUUUUUGAUCCCGAUGAUUCAAUUCGUUCUGCCUGCUCGUGUUUGGUUUUGAAACUCAUUUCUAAGAUUUCUAGCAUUUUGUAGAAUUCACACCUUAAAUUUUAACCAUAAGAAUGUAUAGAAUCUUGCAACUGCUUUUGAUUUCCAUGGUUGAAUGCGUUUUUACUUUGUGUUGUGAUUUCAAACUUGUCCCAUUUUGUAGAAUUCAUAACUUAAAUUCACAUAGAAGUGUCUAAUUGUUGUAGUUAUUAAUUUGGUAGUAGGGUUAAAGGUUGCAGUAGAGUGGUCAUGGAUCGGCUCAGUCCUUCUGCACGUCCCAUAAUAGUUUCUGAUCUUGAUCAUACAAUGGUUGAUCAUCAUGAUGUUGAGAAUGUAUCCCUACUCUGCUGCUACAUAUAUCAUGCCAGGUGGAAAUAAAAAGUCCCUGCUAUAGUUUGGAGUGUUGGCUGAUGGUUUAACUUGAGUAUAGAAAGAACCACCAAUUUUAAUUCCUCUUUCUUCAGGAUCCAUCUCCUGUAACUGUCCAUCCAUCUGGUGUUGAGAAAACUCUACAUGAAUGCAUACAUUAAUUGAAAGGGUGGUAUGGAGACAAGCAAGGAAAAAAGUUUCAGGUUUGGGUGGAUUGUUUAUUAUCUACACAGAUUGGUUCAAGCACAUGGCUGGUGAAUUUCGAUAAGUGGGAGCAGUGUGGUAAUGUGCGGUGUUGUUGUGCAACCACUGGAAAAAUCAGAGCUAAGGAAGGCGAUGAUUCACAUGCAUUCAUUCGGAUGCAUGUAUCGAAAAUGAAAGACCAUUCAAUCUGCCUGUUCUAGAUUGAUAUCAGAUAAUAUCCCUGACCUUUCCAGCUCCAGAGUAUUCUUCAGUAGUCAAUUGAAGUAAAUGUACUAAUGAUUUUAAUAUCUCAUUUCUCAUAUGUAAAAUUAUACACAACCACAAGAUAUCAAAGAUUGUUUCUUUCGUAAACUUUGAGUAAUACUUCUUCAGUAUAUAAAUCAUUGACAUUUCU